UGCACCUUGCCUUGGCGCUUCUACCAUCGCACCAUCCAAUACUUUGUCGGAGUCAGAACCAAAGCCAUGCGCCGUCUAGCCAUUCCCGAGGGCGAUCUCUUCCAUGUGGGGGAGCUUUACCUGCCGCUCUACCAGAGCUGUGGGAAUCCCUCUCCUGCCAUCUGGCGCACCCUUCGUUACAAUCACCUCCUGCUUCCUAAUGGGUUACCGUACUUUUAUAGUGACAGGUGGCAGCUGCGCAGCGUGCCACAUGGUGGUGAUUCUUCAGAGAUUUUCUCAGGCAGCCCUGCUGACGGGCUGGGUAAUGCAAGCGUGGGAUUCGGAGGGCGGGGAAAUUUGUCGAAGGUUUUUCCGCUGCCCAGGGAUUGGAUUGUGGUGGUGGUGCAGCGGCUUGGGGCCAAGGGCAGGACGAUGAAGCAGUUCGGGCAGCUGCUGGGGGCAGUGGAGAAACUUUUCGGGGCGGGCAGAGUCCGAAUAUUCAACGGCACUCAGAGUGUCUAUGACACUCGUGAUCUUUUCAGCAAGGCCCGUCUUCUGGUGGCUGGGCAUGGGGCGGGGAUGUCCCAUAUGAUCUUUAUGCCGCCCAACGGUACAGUACUGGAGAUUCGCCCGGAUACGUAUGAUAACGCCUGCUUUCAUCAUCUUUCACAUGCCUGCGAUUUGAAUUACUAUCUUGUUUUUGGGAAGGGUGCCCGGCUGAAGCCUUUGACGUUUGAUAAGCAGAAAGUGGUGAAGGUCUUGAGACAAAUAAAGCAGAGCUUUGGACAUCCUCGUUAUUGGUAGCCAUCGUUUAUACACCAUUUUCCCUGAGUUGAGUUGAG
This is a messenger RNA of Closterium sp. NIES-67, 821 nucleotides long. NCBI's taxonomy places the organism in Eukaryota, Viridiplantae, Streptophyta, Zygnematophyceae, Desmidiales, Closteriaceae. The record is from the annotation of a GenBank genome assembly.